AUGUCUCGGGAUAUAAAGCCCGCCGAACUGCCAAUCCUAGCUACCGAUGCUCAUGUCAAGUAUGUCCAGAGCCUCGACUCCAAGACCGACGAGGUCGACUACUGGCUCACCGAGCAUCUCCGGUUGAAUGGCGUGUACUGGGGGCUCAACGCCCUGCACCUUUUGCGCCGCCCGGAUGCCCUCCCCCGGCAAGACACCAUAGACUUUGUUCUCUCUUGCCAGCAUGAAAGCGGCGGUUUUGGAGCUGCCCCUGGCCACGAUGCGCACCUGCUCUCUACCGUCAGCGCCGUGCAGGUCUUGACCAUGGUUGACGGUCUCGAAGAUCUCGAAGCGCGGGGCAAGGGCCAAGGCAAGGCGCAAGUCGGGAAAUACAUGGCCGACCUGCAAAAUCGCGAAACUGGCAGCUUCUUUGGCGACGAGUGGGGCGAGGAAGACACACGAUUCCUCUACGCAGCCUUGAACGCACUGUCUCUGCUCAAAAUGGUGCAUCUCGUAGAUGUCGAUAAAGCUGUCCAGUUCAUCGCGAGCUGCGCCAACUUUGAUGGCGGCUUUGGUGCCAAGCCUGGCGCUGAAUCCCACUCGGCGCAAAUUUUUACGUGCCUCGGCGCGCUUUCCAUCGCCAACCGCCUUGACAUCGUCGACAAAGAGAAGCUCGGUCGCUGGCUCAGCGAAAGACAGCUCCCCGGGGGCGGGUUGAAUGGGCGGCCGGAGAAGAAGGAGGACGUGUGCUACAGCUGGUGGGUGCUGUCGAGCCUUGCCAUGAUUGAUCGCACACACUGGAUCGACCGGGAUGGGCUUAUCAAAUUCAUCCUGAGUACGCAAGAUCUGAAGAAUGGCGGAUUCUCCGAUGCUCGUGGAAAUAUGACGGACGUCUUUCACACAUGUUUUGGGUUGGCUGGAUUAAGCCUGCUGGGAUAUCCUGGCCUUGAGCCUGUCGACCCGCGAUAUUGCAUGCCCCAGAAGAUUACUGAAAAGGCUUUGAGCUGA
Messenger RNA from Cordyceps militaris CM01, 987 nucleotides. RefSeq names its product geranylgeranyltransferase beta subunit. Lineage: Eukaryota; Fungi; Ascomycota; Sordariomycetes; Hypocreales; Cordycipitaceae. Gene Ontology annotation, biological process: protein geranylgeranylation. Gene Ontology annotation, molecular function: Rab geranylgeranyltransferase activity. Gene Ontology annotation, cellular component: Rab-protein geranylgeranyltransferase complex. The coding region runs from base 1 to 987 and encodes 328 amino acids. The transcript is spliced from 2 exons. The record is from RefSeq and is a predicted model, not a curated record.